CGACACGCCAAAAAUAAAAAAUAAAUUUUACUCGUUUUUAUACUAUAAUACUCAUAUACUAUAGUACAAUACUCCUCAUUUUACUUAUUUAAAAUUUUUACCUCAAAAAAUCCGUGUUUCAGUUAUGUACGCAUAGAAUCGGCGCUGUUGUUGUUGUCUUUCUCAAUUUCGUCGCCCCUUUUUUUACCCACUUCUCAUCGCUUUUCUCUCUCCUCUUUUAGAUUCCUUCUGCUACCAAGAUUCUCUUGAUUCUUCGUUAUUCCUUUUGGAAUUUCUCAAUUCGAUUCCUUCAUUUUUCAACUGGGAUUUUUGUUUUUACUUUUGUUUUGAUUUUCAGCGUUUUUCUCCUUUCUUGUCGAUGAUGCAGCGAAUCGUGGAUAACGCCAUUGCAAUUACUAAGGAGUCAGUGAAGACAGUUACCUAUGAGUCCUUGAACAAUAUAGUUAAACUGAUAAAUAGCAUCUCAGCAAUUCUGCUAGCCAUUUUGCCUGGGAAGGCCUCUAUUCUGGAAGGUCUUGAGAUAAGACCUACUUUUCGUGGACCUCGACUUCCAAGGUGGAUGGGAAGUGGUGUUUCUUCCUUCAACCAGUUGAUUCAUGAUCUGUCUGUGGAUUCUGAUACCUCAAGUGUGGAAUACUCCUCUGGGGAAGAGGAUGAUGGAUACGCAUCACCUGCAACACCUAGAUCUGAAAGCUCUCGAGCUUCAUGGGCUACCAAUAUGAGAGAGUAUGAUAAUCAUCAGACAUUGAUUGGGUAUAUGCUUUCGUGGAUUUUAUUUCCCUUCACACUUAUGUUGGGGUUUCCGUUUUGGCUCUACCGUCUAAUCUUAAGAGGGAAUAGGUCCCAACAUGCCGAGUGUCCUUCACCUAUUCAUUCUCCUAGAAAGCUGCCUAGUCUGAGGGAUCAUUUUGUUCAUCGUGCUACGGACCGCAGAAGAGGAGUUAUUGAGGAUCUUCAUCUAGCUACUGAAAUUGUUAUAGAAGCUGUCUUUGAUGCCGUCCACAAGACUGCGCAUUUUCUUCUUUCUCCAUCAGAGGCUUUUAGAAUUAUAUCUGGAUUGAUUUUUCCUCAACGGAGUAGCAGUAUUUAUGUCCAUGAGUCUGUUGAAGAUAUCCCUACAGCUGUACUUGGAGAUCAUGAACCGGCUCCUACUGAGAGGAAAACGACAUUUCAUCCACUUAAUACAGAUGCACGGACUUGUCAAGAUGUCAUCACAGAAUUUGGGUAUCCUUAUGAAGCUAUCCAUGUGGUUACAGAAGAUGGGUAUAUUCUUCUUCUGGAAAGAAUUCCAAGACGCAAUUCUAGGAAGGCGGUUUAUUUACAGCAUGGAGUACUUGAUUCAUCUAUGGGUUGGGUGUCCAAUGGAGUGGUGGGCUCUCCCGCUUUUGCAGCUUUUGAUCAAGGGUAUGACGUAUUUCUUGGGAAUUUCCGUGGUUUGGUCUCAAGAGAACAUGUUGACAGGAACAUUUCAUCAAGACAGUAUUGGCGGUAUUCUAUCAAUGAGCAUGGCACUAAGGAUAUUCCUGCUAUGCUAGAGAAAAUUCAUGAGGUGAAAACUUCUGAGUUGAAGUUGCAGUACCCUGACUUUGAUGAAGAAAACAGUGAUGAGGCACCAUAUAAUCUGUGUGCAAUCUGCCACAGCUUAGGAGGAGCUGGUAUUCUUAUGUAUGUAAUCACGCGUCGAAUUGAACAGAAACCGCAUAGGCUUUCAAGACUGAUAUUAUUAUCACCAGCUGGUUUCCAUGAUGAUUCAAACCUUGCGUUUACUGUGGUUGAACAUCUAUUCCUCGUAUUGGCCCCCAUCUUAGUUAAGAUCAUUCCAGCUUUCUAUAUACCUACACGAUUCUUCCGUAUGCUGCUUAAUAAAUUAGCACGUGACUUCCAUAAUUACCCUGCUGUUGGUGGUUUGGUCCAAACUCUUAUGAGUUAUGUUGUAGGAGGAGACAGUUCCAACUGGAUUGGGGUCCUAGGUUUACCGCACUACAACAUGAAUGACAUGCCAGGAGUAUCAUUCUACGUUGCUCUUCAUAUGGCACAGAUGAAGCGAACUGGCAAGUUUAGGAUGUUUGAUUAUGGGAACCCAGAUGCUAAUUUCCAGGUUUAUGGAUCUCCAGAGCCAGUGGAUUUGGGGGAAUUCUUUGAUCUUAUUGACAUUCCUGUUGAUCUUGUUGCGGGUCGGAAGGAUAAGGUCAUUCGUUCAUCAAUGGUCAGAAAGUAUUACACUUUGAUGAAAGCAGCUGGAGUAGAUGUAUCAUACAAUGAAUAUGAUUAUGCCCAUUUGGACUUCACGUUUUCUCACCGAGAGGAACUCUUGGCAUAUGUGAUGUCCCGUCUACAGCUCGUUAAGUCUACUCCCAAGGAACGUCUAGGUUGUGUAGAUGGAGGGUUGGAGGAAAAGCAACAACUAGGUUGUGUAGAUGGAGGGUCAGAGGAAGAUUUGCACGAGCAUUCUGAUUAAUGAGGGUAUCUUAUUUAUACUUGUUAUUGAUGUGGUAACUGUUGUGAAUGUCCUAAAGGUGUAGACUGGUGUACAUAAUUACAGUUGCGUCUUUUGUCACAUCAUCUUUAGAUUUAGAAUCGGCUUCAUGUUGAUCAUGGCUUCCCGUUAUUUUAUCUGAGGGAAGGCGAAACUUUAGAAGCGUCUGUUUGAAGCAACAUGUCAGCAGAAGGUAAACUUGUAAUUAGUUCCUUGAUGGAUAAAGUAACAUUCCUAUACUGUACGUGGCUGCUGUUGAAAUGUGGUAAGACUUUACGUAGUAUGCUGAUACCGAGUCUCUUUUAGACUAAACCUAUACUUGUUCUUCAGUCCUCCCUACAUUUAUGUAUGAUGUAUUUAGUUUUUGAUUCACAUUGUUCUAAUGAUUGUAGAACUCAGGUUUCAAUAUACCCUGAAUUGAUGCAUUUUGUACUCUGUAGAAUUGUUUUUAUAGCCUCAUCAUUAUGCUUGAUGAUUUUGAAUAUUGUAAAGAUGAUACAAAAGUCAUAUGUGCCAAAACUUCUACUACGUAAUAUUUGUUUACUGAAUAUUGUACCAAAUAUAGCCCGAGGGCCUUGUUUCAUUUUA
Messenger RNA from Chenopodium quinoa (quinoa), 3064 nucleotides. RefSeq lists its product as uncharacterized. Bases 359 to 2458 code for a protein of 699 amino acids. The transcript is spliced from 9 exons. The record is from RefSeq and is a predicted model, not a curated record. Lineage: Eukaryota; Viridiplantae; Streptophyta; Magnoliopsida; Caryophyllales; Amaranthaceae. Gene Ontology annotation, biological process: lipid metabolic process.